UUUCUAAAAAGAUUCUGUCCUCCACCUGAGAAUUUAAACACCUGAUGUAGGGUUACGUGUCGGGUUGGAGGUUAACUGAGUUAUAUAUAGACAGACAAAAUCACAGCACAGAUAAGGUUGGAACGUGGGUGAAGGGAUCUGUCAGUGUCAUGUGUAAAUUACACGAAUAGGUACUUCUGUCAAACUAUGUAACGCAAUCACAGUUAUGUCAGAAAUGCCAUAAAUGGUCCAUCGUGGAGUUUAAAAGGGGAAGUUGAUGGCAUGUUAAAGGCGGCCCCAUUGUCUGCAGCAUCAGUCCAGCGUGGCUUGUUGUAUCUGUCGUCCCAACAACAGCGUCAACGUCAUGACCCGUCUGCUGCUCGGCGCCGUGCUGCUGUGGAAACUGGGUGUCUCUGUCACAGCUCAAGGUCCACUGAUCCUCGCUCCAGCCACCCAGGUGAGGUUUGACUCCGUGGACUAUAAAAACAUGGUGCACUGGACUCCACCCACCAACAGCAGCUCUCUGAAGUACUAUGUCCAGUGGAAAAUCUAUGGCGAGACUCAGUGGUUGGACGUAGACAGCUGCCAGGGGAUCCAGAAGCACCACUGUGAUCUUAGCGAUGUGACCUCUGACCCCAGAGAAUGGUACUACGCCAGAGUGCACGCCGUCUCCCUGCCCUCCAGAAAAUCAGCCUGGGCCCUGUCCCCAAGGUUCAGCCCACGCUGGGACACCAAAAUCAGCUCUCCUGUGUUGAGGGUGAAUGUCACAAAGCAAGGGAUUAUGGUCCGUGUGAAGCCCCCCAGGCUGGCUGUCCGGAAGAUGCACAACAGUCUGCUGUACAAGAUCUACCUCAUACAUACCAACGGAAAGGAGGAGGUGUUUGAGAUGGAAUGCUGCUCGAACGAACUAACUCUGAACGAGCUGAAGCACAAGACGAAAUGCUGCCUCCAAGCCCAGACCAUCAUCCCCCUCCAGGCCAAGAGCAGCGCUCGUAGCUCUGUGAAAUGUUUCACUACACUGUGAUCACACAGUUCAGCUUGAAUUAGCCAUUGCUACCUCGACUGCUGCAGCCACAAAUAUCCGUGCCAAUGAAAGUGAUGCACUUUAUUCCCAAAAGCAUUAAGGAUCUGACAUUUUGAAUUGUGUAGGUAAACUGUGUAACUUUCAGUACAGUGUACAGUACUUAGUAUGUACUCGGUAUGAUUUUAGCCUCCAGGACACAUCGUUUCACUCAAGAGCUUUAUCAUUAUUUUUUUUUAAUACAUUUUGUUGGUGAAAAUUAAUAAGAAAUAGUAGUUUGACAAAAUAAACUUAACUCAAGGUCUCCUUUGCAGCUUUUUCCCCUCAAUGAAUCACUGAUCAAACUGCAUUGGCUGAUGAUGAUGUGAGAUGUGGUUCAAAGCUCCAGAAAAAGCCAGUGAAUGGACCUUGAGUUAAGAUAAUUUUGUAUCUAUCAUUUUUUAUUUAGAUUUUCACUUUAGACACACUACAAGCACAGUGAAUAGAGCCAUUGAUGUAAAAUUAUUCUUCCAACUGACUCCAGUAACCAGAAAUCAUACAGCAAGACUGAAACACCUACUUCAGUUUUCUCCCACGCUAUUUAGCAAUUUCAUGUUGUUGUUGUCUUAACAUUUCCUCCUACAUCGGAGUUUCAGGGAUGGGAAAGAUGAAGUUUGCAAAAGUUAACACUUUGACCACAAUUUCUACUUGUUUUUCCCUCAAGUGCAGACACAAUAUGUAAAAUAUCAGUGGAGCUUUUGUGAAGCACAAAGUUUACUCUUCAACACUAUUCAGAUGCAACACUUUGAGAAUAUAUCCUGUAUUUGUUGUGUAUGUGUUAUGUUACAAAUAAAAGCCACAGACAAUGUUUACACU
Messenger RNA from Etheostoma cragini (Arkansas darter), 1855 nucleotides. It is a transcript of the gene il22ra2, whose product is annotated as interleukin 22 receptor, alpha 2. Gene Ontology annotation, molecular function: protein binding. The record is from RefSeq and is a predicted model, not a curated record. The coding region runs from base 344 to 1003 and encodes 219 amino acids. The transcript has 6 exons. NCBI's taxonomy places the organism in Eukaryota, Metazoa, Chordata, Actinopteri, Perciformes, Percidae.